AGUAAAGCGGUGACUGCGCCAGGUUAAACGUUAAGCCGCGAAAUCUCACGUCAUUUUUAUUUUAUUUUAUUUUCCCUGUUUAACGUCAGGCAAAAAGUUUGAUAAAUGGACUAUAAUUGCUCCGUGGACCUAAAGACGCACAACAGAAAAUUAUUGUAUUCAUGUGGACAUGCAUCGGUUAUGGUGGCCCGGCUAUAAUAUGCAGCUUCUUGGAGAGCUGCAAAAACAGCAAAACAGCGCCCAGUUCUGUGAUACCCUGCUUCAAACUGAAGGUAUCUCAGUGCCAACCCACAGCUGCGUCCUUGCUGCUUGCAGCCCCUACUUGUCUCAGAAGCUGUCUACAUCUCCGUCUCCUCCAUUUGGACAGAAACGUCAGCUUCAGCUUCGAGAGGUAACAGCUCAGACCUUGCUGAAGCUCGUUGGCCUCCUGUAUUCUGGGGAGCUAGAAGUCAAAGGAGACGAAGAACAGAAUGAUGUGAUGGCUGCAGCUCACCAGUUUGGAAUCACAGGCCUUGUAGCAGGACAUCAGGAUGGCGGGAGGAAAAAGGCAGCGCUCCUGGACAGAAGUAUUGGAAGUUUUAGAGAGAAUGGCUUUCAGAAGGUAGAAGGCAGAGAGAGGUGUGUAAAACUAAAAAUGCAGGAUGCACAAAUUCAGGUUGAGAUGACUGAGAAGAGAGGCAACGUUUGUCUGGAGACAAAGAAAAGUGUAUCUAAAGGCACACAGACUGUUAAAAUAGGUGAAAUGUCAGUGGGCAAUUCUGCUUUUCUUUCUCAUCAAAAAGAACUUCCAGUUCCAGAGACGGUGUUCUCUGUCGAAAGGCUUUCUGCCCCUCUUCAAACUGAAAAUAUCACACUUGACAAACAGUUUUGCCUCACCCCUUGCCCAGCCAUUCCCAGCAAUGAUCCCAGCUCCCCAAGAUCCCAGGAAGAAAACAUUUCCCAACAGUCACCUAAGUCUGGAGACACCAUGUGGAUGUCGACCAACGAAAGUAAAGAGCAGGAAGAUGAAAGCGUGGAUAGUGGAGGACACAAAGAGCAGCUGGGACAGGUUAGCAGAGAUGAGAUUUCAGGAGGAGAGAAAGGGAACUCUGAAGAGAGGAGACAUUUACAUGUCAAGACAGGAAUGAAAAACCUGGCCAAGAUGUUACAGAUGGAGACGAUGAAGACCACACAGUUUUCUGUUAAGGUGAAGCUGAAGAGGAGGACUAAAGGAGAAAUGUGGGAGGUUGUAAACUUGCAAGGUGCAGAUGAAGCUUUUUCCGUUCUCACCUCCUUGAAACAGGGAUGUUCUAACCAGGAAGGUCCACAGAUGGACCUUAAAGAUGUCCAACCUCCUCCAAAGACCCAGAACAGUCAACCUGUUAAUGUGGUUUCCCCCAAAACACCAGUCCAGUCCUGCUCCAGUUUUGAUUCAUCCUCCAGUGGCUUCAUCACCCUAAACCAGAGCAGUGAGCUGGAGUCGUUGUCACUCCCUCAGCUUCUGGCCUCUGUGGACGAGACUGAUGAGCAGAUUGAAAGGUGGUUAGAGGAUAUCAUGAUGGGCCUGAAUAUUCUGUCCAACUUGGACAGCAACAGUGAGAAGCAGACCACAGUUACAGAGAGUGGUACAGGGGAGAACAACACCCAUGGAGUGGUUGGUGCACCAGGAUAUCACUUCGACCAGGAUUUGGGGACACAUAGCAGCCACUCCUCAACAGGUGCAGGUACCCAUUUUUGUUCUGGAACUCAGAGCCAGCCCACCUGCACCAACCUUUCACCUGUACCGCCUGAUACACUGAUGCAGCAGCGCUCUCAGUUUUUUUCAUCUGCUAGAUUUUCAGGGCGAAGUACUGGAAUGAGCCACGGUUCGCCUCUGUCCAAAAGUGAAAAUUCCCUUUGUCCUGAACCAGCCCCUGCUAGAUCCGUCUGGUCCUUUCCUUCUUCCCCCAGUGGGCAGAAACUGCAUUACUCUGCAUUACAGCAGCCAUCCUCCCUGAAAGACCAGACUGUUCUUGAGAUUGCACCUUUUUCACAUGAAAACGAAACACAGUCUGAGCAUACCUUGCGUCCAGCCUUACCUUGGAUGGAUGACUUGAGGCUUCCUCAAUGUCUCUCUCCUUUAGAGCCUUAUACUGUUUCAGGACAAGAUCAUCUUCUCUCCAACUCAUCAGCAAACCCUGAAAAUUAUAUUCAGAAGCAACCAUUGCUUCACAGGCUACCUUGGCUCACAGAAACCCCCGUGUCCCUACAGUUUCCCCUAAGUGCCAUCAUAGAAAGUCAAACUGCAGCUCCACCACAGGAUGCAAACAGCAGGUGCAAAACCCCUGCAGAAUGCUAUGUUAUGAAUAGUGUGAAGGAGAAAGAGUUAACAGAACUGACAUCUGAUCCCAAGAAGUUGAAGGAAGGUUUAAGUUGCAAGCAACAUGAUGCAACCAAAGAUGCUGCAGCACCUAAAAGGAAGAGGAGAAGGUGCAUAUAUUUUCCACAAGAUGGUGAUGUUAGCUUGGCAUCCAAAAAAUCCAAAGUCAGCAAUAGUAGAAAAACUUGUGUAGUGAGCUUGUCAAGUAAAAACGUUUUGGUGAAGGAAAGGAAAAAGGCUGCCAGCUCUUCAAACAAGUUCUCCACAAGUUUAGAGAAAACAAAAGAGGUGUCCGGCAUCACAGGAACUGUGAGUGAGAAAAGCAGAUGUCCUGAGAAUUCCAGUACUGAGCAGCCUCGGAUCAGGACCAGGGGAUUUGUAAGAGAUCAAGAGAAGAUGGGUAACAUAAUCCGUGAGGUUUCUCACGUUUUACCACCAGUUGUCUGCAGACCUGUAGGUGUAAAUAAACAAGGAGGCUUGCUGCUGAAGCGUAAACGUGGAAGACCUCGUAAGAUAAAGCUGGAGGAGAAUCUUUCAAACGAUGCUCCCACAAGUGCUGAGAACAGAAACCACAAUGAGCAAGACGGAGGAAAGACGGAGGACAGAGAACAGAGGAGGGAGCACACAGGAGCAGAGGAAGUUCUUUUGAAGAAGACCAGGAGUGAUCAUUGCUUUACCAAGACUGAAGGAGACAAUAACAACAACACAAAAAGACUUGGAACAUCUAAACAGUCAUGGAUGGUCACUAUGAAGGAGUUUCAAAAGCUUAUUAAACGACAACACUCAAACGUUUUAAAUGGAAGUCAGAAAACCAGUGAACCUGCAGGAGAUGCAGAAAGAGAGGACAAUGCCAAAGGAUUUGAUGAUGUGGCUAUGGAGUCGGGGAUUGACGUGGGCAUUACAGAGAAUGCAAAAACCCAGGUUCAGGGAUUUUUCAGUGUCACAGGUGAUGAAAAUUACCACCAGGUUUUCAACACAACAGCAGCCCAUUGUAGCAAAACCCACCCAGAUGACCCGAAUAGCUCUGCUAGCGGGGAGACCAGUACACUUAGCCAUGAAGACCAUCCAGAGGUGGGCAAGCUGUCAACGGAGCAGCUGCUGAAGAAUCCUGAUGAAGGAGCAUUUGGUGACUUCAGAACUUCGGACAUGAUGCAGUCUGCCAGCAGAGAUGAAGAUGCAUCUCUCAACAACUCCCACCUGCUUCAAGAAAACGUGACUCUGGUCCCCAACUCUUCCCCCCUGAUCCCUGAGAAAUCUGAUCCUCUGGCACAAAGAGCAGAUGUGAUCAAGUCAAUAUCAGAGUGUAGUCAAGAAGAAGAAGGGGAGGUAGAUGUUCUGGUUUUCUCUCCAGAGAAAAGGCCUCUGACCAAAGAGUACGAAGGUGAUCUCAACAACAUGGUCCUAACUCCAGAUGAGGAUGAGGAUGAUGAAAUGAAUGAGAUUGAUGUGACUGGAGAUGAAACAGAGUAAUGUUUGAAAAUGUACAGAAUUUUCACUGUUGGUUCGCCAAUUUUACUGUACAAAUUCUGAUGUUUUGUUUUUUUUAAAACCCAGUUUAGUUUAAAUCAGGCACUGUUUGUCUGCUGUUUUUUCACACAGAAGAGUCAGUUUGUUCAAUAUAUUCAGUGGAUGUUUUGAUUUCCAUUAAUAAUAUACAAUAGAAAAGUUCUUACAGUUUAAAUUUUCUGUGUUUACAUUAUCUAUGUUUGUAAAUUUUAUAAAUUUAAUUUUUAGUAAAAUUGAUACUUUGAGACUGUUUUAGGUUAAAGCACUUCAGUGUCAUUAUGAUGCUUUGUUAGCAUCCAUAGAAAAUAUGCUUUAUUUUUGAUCCUGUAUAUGUAAAGAUAAUCAUAUUUUAAGUACAUAAAUAUAGUUUAUUAAAA
This is a messenger RNA of Melanotaenia boesemani (Boeseman's rainbowfish), 4221 nucleotides long. RefSeq lists its product as uncharacterized. Gene Ontology annotation, molecular function: protein binding. Gene Ontology annotation, biological process: positive regulation of transcription elongation by RNA polymerase II. Lineage: Eukaryota; Metazoa; Chordata; Actinopteri; Atheriniformes; Melanotaeniidae. The record is from RefSeq and is a predicted model, not a curated record. Bases 170 to 3808 code for a protein of 1212 amino acids. The transcript is spliced from 8 exons.